Gopherus evgoodei (Goodes thornscrub tortoise) is the source of this 1888-nucleotide messenger RNA. It is a transcript of the gene RPIA, whose product is annotated as ribose 5-phosphate isomerase A. The transcript has 10 exons. The record is from RefSeq and is a predicted model, not a curated record. Gene Ontology annotation, biological process: pentose-phosphate shunt, non-oxidative branch; D-ribose metabolic process. NCBI's taxonomy places the organism in Eukaryota, Metazoa, Chordata, Testudines, Testudinidae. Gene Ontology annotation, molecular function: ribose-5-phosphate isomerase activity. Bases 88 to 849 code for a protein of 253 amino acids. Gene Ontology annotation, cellular component: intracellular membrane-bounded organelle.
GGCGGAGCAGGGGCAGGAGGUGGGGCGAGCUGGGCCCUUCCGCACGUGCCAUUGCCCCCGCGCAGGCAGCUCGGCAGCGGCAGCGGCAUGUCCGAGGAGGCGAAGAGAGUGGCCGCCUGGGCGGCUGUGGAUAACCACGCGAAGAAUAACCAAGUCCUUGGAAUUGGAAGCGGCUCUACUAUUGUCCCUGUUGUCCAUCGACUAGCUGAGAGAGUUAAACAGGAGAAUCUGAAUAUUGUCUGCAUCCCAACAUCUUUUCAGGCACGUCAGUUGAUCCUCCAGAAUGGUCUUAGCCUAAGUGACCUGGACAGGCACCCGGAGCUCGAUGUCGCCAUUGACGGAGCUGACGAAGUGGACUCUGACCUCAGCCUUAUCAAAGGUGGUGGAGGGUGCUUGACACAGGAAAAGAUAGUUGCAGGCUAUGCAAAAUGCUUCGUCGUUGUUGCCGACUACAGCGCUGUCAGUGAGCACUUGGCCCUCGAUGUCAAUGGGAGCAGGACCAGGCCUAAAAAAAAUUCUAAGAACCUUGGGGACCAAUGGAAGAAAGGAAUCCCCAUUGAAGUCAUCCCAAUGGCUUAUGUCCCAGUGAUCAGAGCAGUGACCAGGAAGUUUGGGGGUGUUGCUGAGCUGAGGAUGGCUGUUCGGAAAGCGGGUCCUGUGGUGACAGACAAUGGGAAUUUCAUAUUGGACUGGAAGUUUGACAAGGUCCACAAGUGGAACGAAGUGAACACAGCUAUAAAAAUGAUACCAGGCGUGGUGGAGACAGGUCUCUUUAUCAACAUGGCCGACGUGGUUUACUUUGGCAUGGAAGAUGGUUCUGUCAGCGCCCGUGAGAAACUGGCCCUCUGACACAGUCCAGCCAUACGACGCUCCCUGCCUUUCAAACAGCUGUCAUAAUGGUGCCAACCUGACACGUUGCCUUAACGAGCGGCCAGCUCAGUCACAGAGGUCGGGGCAGAAGGCCUGUCAGAAUCCGCUGACGUGCUACUGAAUGUCUUUUUUUAAAACUAUAUUCUUUAUUUUUUAUUGUUCAGAAACGCUUGUCAGUUUUUAAAAAAAAGUCACUUGAACAGAAGUUGCUUUUAACAUUUUUAUUUUUUUUAAUAAAAAGCAUUUACCAAAAAGGACUUAUCUUACAGAUCUUGAACCCGCUGGUUGCUCUGACCGCAUCUUGUUGUGGGGAGAAAGAUAAUCACAAUGUAUUGUUUUUAUUUAGUUUGCUGGGAGGAAAAAUUUAAAGAUGCAGCAUGUAAAACUAGGGCAUAUCCAGUUGGGACCUGCUGUUGCCUUACUGGAACCUUUCGGUUCUGUAUUUUCUCCUGUUCGGUUUUUUUACAUCAUGGUUUUUAAUGGUACAGAAUGCCUAGUUAUUCUGCAUGGGUAAAAUUUACCCCCUGUGCAGAGGGUUGAGACAGAAGUGUUGUAUAGGCUUUUUCUGCACAGGAGUGAAUUUCAUCCGUUGGGCCAACCGCUGCUGUUAAACCAGUGUCAAUCUGCAGUAACUCCCAUCAAGAUUUAUUCCAAUCAGUUAAGUUACUCCAGAUUGAUAUCCUUGUAAACACGAGCAGAACUGGGUCCUUGAUCAAGUUUACAGAAGUGUAUUUGAGAAGCUUUCAACAAUGUCUAGUACCUUAGUGGCAAAUCAUUCAGUUAGGAAUGAAGACAAUUUAUCGCACCUCACAGUUGGGUUCAUUCAUAGGAGGAUAGAGCAGAAAGCAAAGGAAUAUUGAGUCUUCCUGCCUGGACGGGAUACAAAUGUAGCAAGAGGACAAGGCAAUCAUCUGAUGUAUCCUAUUCCACCUAUAGGUACUUUGCAUGUUACAGUGUCAAAAACGUGAGUCAUCACUUUGUAUGUUAUGGGCACUGAAAUAAAGAGCUGUAAUGCCAG